UUGAGUAAAGUGAGAAUGCAGCCAGCCACAGUGAAUGCGAGGUCUUGAGCGGCGCUACGGCUGGAUGGGUGAUCACCGACGGAGACGAUGUUUCGAUAGAGGAAGAUAACGGUUUUGACUGGUUUCUGUUGUUGUCCGAGGGUGUCGGCUGUUUCCCUUGACCUAAUGAAAACGACAGGAAUGCUCAAAAAGACGGAGGUGAACGCAAGCAGUUGGUUGCGUUAUUUGCCCCCCACCUACAGAUAGCCUGUCGGCACACAAACGAUGGAAACUCUCCUGGAGUGAGUGACAGUAUUCACGGGAUUGCUAGGAAACCGACAGUCAUCAAAAAUGAAUGGGCUUAAAACCAGACACGCAGCCCUCACCCUGGUCUCCUUUGUCAGCCUCCUCCUCGCCACAGCGGCCUUGGAGUCGCUGGUGCCACUGGCAGAUGAUGGGAACAGUACUACUAUGGCAUUGAAUAGUACGCUACUUGUAAACAACAGUACCGUGAAUGGGACAGCCUUGGACGGCGGUGCUGUCCCAAUGGUGCUAACGACAAUAACCCAGAUCAUCGCCCGGGAGGGCAACUGCGUCUUCAUCGACUGCAACAUCACCGGCGAGCCUUUCCCCACGGUGGAGUGGUUCAACUCUCAUGGUCAACAGCUGCUGGACACCGAAAGCAGCAAGUGGCGCAUCCUGGCCAACGGGGAGCUGAACAUCACCAGCAUCACCUUUGCGGAGCGCGGCCGCUACACCUGCGUGGCCUCCAGCCCUCUGGGCCGCGCCCAGGGCUCGGUGACGGUGCGCGUGGUCUUCACGCACGGGGACAUGGGCGUGUACUACGUGGCCGUGUGCCUGGCCACCUUCUCCAUCAUCAUGGUCCUCAACGUCACGCGCCUCUGCAUGAUGAGCUCGCACCUCAAGAAGACCGAGCAGGCCAUCAACGAGUUCUUCAGGACCGAGGGUGCUGAGAAGCUGCAGAAGGCCUUCGAGGUGGCCAAGCGCAUCCCCAUCAUCACCUCAGCUAAGACCCUGGAGCUGGCCAAGGUGACGCAGUUCAAGACGAUGGAGUUUGCGCGCUACAUCGAGGAGCUGGCGCGCAGCAUCCCCCUGCCGCCGCUCAUCAUGAACUGCCGCACGCUGGUGGAGGAGCUGCUGGAGGUGGUGGGCGUGGAGGAGAUGAGGCACACCUUCGUCAGGCAGGCGCCGGAGGGACACCACCUCACCAACCACCCCCACCACCUCCUCCACCACCACCCGUCAGCUGGCCUCGGCCCCUGUGGAGGCGCCUGCGGAGGCGCCUGUGCCGGGGCCGGAGCUGGCGGUUGUGUGCGGCUGCCAGGAGGUGGCGCUGGCGAAGGAGAUGUGUUCACUAUCCUGAGGGAGAGGGAGCGUAGCGGGUCGCCCACGGCCGAUUCGGAUGACGCGUCCUUGCACGAGCAGCCGCAGCAUAUGGCCAUUCAGGUGUCGGUGCAUCCGCAGCACAACGCGGCAUGCGUGGUGGCCCCGCCACUCGCACCCCUGCCCCUGCCCGCCGAGGGGGAUUCAGAGCCGGAAGAAGAGGAGAAGGAGAUUAAGAAAGAGGAGGAGCAAGAGAGUGAGAACAAGGAGGAGGAGGAGGAGGAGGAGGAGAAGAAUGUGGAGGUGGAGUCUUCAGGAGGAGAAGGAAGGGCGGAGGGUGGGGCUGUUGGCAUGGCAACACAGGCGGCACCGCAGGUUAUCUAUGAAAGCCAUGUGUAACCAUGACGAGGAUGACAUCAAACAAAACAGCGACCCCCCCCCCAACUGACCAAUCGUGCGGCCUGACCCACCGCCGUUGGAGAAAAAGGGUGGAGAUUGUCUUCGCUGCUAUGCAUUUCAAAAAGAAACAUGUUUGGGUCGCAAAAAAACAAUCUCUUGAAAACACUUUCUGCUGUGUCUUUUUUUUCGUUGUUGUUUUAUUGUUUUCCUUUUUUCAUUUUAAUUCCAACAUGCUUUCAGGAAGAGGAUUUGAUUGACAACAACAAUGAAAAGAAAAAGGUUCAAUGACAGAGUUGGGACAUUUUUGUGACAUUUCUCUCUUUUCUCUUCAGUUUUGUUUCUCUCUUCAUAAUUUCAGGAAUAUUCGUGUUGAAUGUAUUAGAGAUCGGUUAGAGGAAGCCUCUUUGAAAAAAAAGCCUCGCACCUCAAUAUAGGUAGGUCUCCACAUGGUUGAAUGUCCCAACUGGAUGUUACGACACAACAGGUCAACACAAUCUCAUUUUUGGUGUUACGAAAGUAUUAUUAUUUAGUUUUGAUUCUUACGUUUUAUGAUUUUAUUCCUCAGCCUGUUACAUCACUUAAGUUACAUUUUUCCUAAUAGUUGAAUUUGUUAUGAAAAUUUUAAAAAAGCACAUUUUAAGGGUAUGAAAUGAAAUCAAUAAAUGCAGAAAAGAAAGAACCACACAAGCCAAAUCCAAAUGAGCCAUUAGUGAACAAUCUCCACCUCAAGGAGCUUGACCAUGUCCUUUUGAUAUUUGACCUUGACUGCAUGUCAAAACGCAUGUGCGCUCAGCUUCAGAGAGGACUCCAUGACUUCAGACCAGAAAUGAUCUUUUAAAAAUCAUUUAUUGUUUUCGGUGUGCAGUUGGUAAGUUGGUCUUCAAUCAAAAUAUUACCUGACCAAAAGGUUUUUGCUUUGUUGUCAACACUGGUUUGAUUUUGACCCUGUGACUUACUGGAUGGAUGAAUUAGCCUUGGUUUUUACUUAAUGGAACACUCCACCAUUUUUUGGAAAGAGGCUCAUUUUACACAUCCCUUCGAGUUAAAUAAUUGAGUUUAACCUUUCUCCUGUUCUUCGGGUGAUAUUACUGAUUAGCAUGUAUCAUUGAACCAAAUGGGUUAUACAAGAAUAAGAGAACGAACGGCUAGAGGAACAGGAGACAAGAACAAUCAUUUAAAGGGACACUGUGCAGGAAAUGGUCAAAAAAGGUACUGCAACUAUGCUGCUCAUUGAAAUUAGGCUGCCUAUUGCCAAAUUUGGUCUUUAAAUGAAAGUUUUCUAAGUAAUAAACAAAUAUUUUCUAGUUUGGUCCAAGCAGAGUCAUUUUUGCAGCUAAAAAUGGCUAUUUUUGGAAAUUCAAAAUGGCGGACCAUGGAGAAGAUCCCCCUUUUCAUUUUUCCAGUCAUAAUGAAUACUUAGAAUUUGAUGGUGGUGGUAAGUAUUCAUGAAAAAGGUAACAUUAGUGAAUGGGCAGCAUGAAUUCUGGAAAUAAACAACUAAAAAUCACACACAGUGUCCCUUUAACUCAAGGGAAGGUGUAAAAUGAACAUAUUUCCAAAAAAAGGGGAGUGGUCCUUUAAAACCUCCCGAGAGUUCUCAUACGUCAUCCACACAUUGAAUCACCACAGUAGCCCACAUAUUAUUAUUAUUAUUAUUAUUAUUAUUAUUAUUAUUAUUAUUAUUAUUAUUUCACUUUUGAUUAUCGUUAAGCUAUUGUUAGCUUUUUUUAAAUUCUCCUCCCUGCCUUCUUAGCUUCCCUGGUAAGACAUUCGUGACCAUACAUGGUUGUGCUCAUUUUUAAUUAUUAUUUUAUUUGAUUAUAUUUCUAUUUUGUUUUGUUUUUCGCUCUGCACUCCUGUGUGGCCUCCUGACUGACUGUUGCAUGCCGUAGUAGGGAGAAGAGGUGUGUGACGGGGAAGUUGGGGUGGGCAAGACCUGCGGGAAACUGGCCCCCCCUCAGACCCAAAAUGCUGAAAUAACACUGCAGAUUGUUUGUGCUAUGUUUGUGUUGGGUUGUGCUGUAAAGAAAAAAAAAAUCGAUUGUGCUAUUCAUAAAAUAAUCGCAUAAUAAUUGCAUAAUAAUAAAAUGAAACGGCUGUAACUUAACAAGACAAGUGAUUGAAGCGUUAAUUUUCACAGCACAAAUGAGCACAAACAAAUUCCCUUCGAUUGAGACUACUCUGGAGAAAUUUGGAAGUGGAGGUGGGGCUGUGUGACGUCACAGGUCAGAAAAUGUAUUAAAAGUAUGAGUAUUUGAGUAUUUAAAUUACUCAAAAGCCUUAAUAGCACAAACAAAAAUGUUUACAGCACAAUUCAGCAUAAACAAUCUGCAGUGUUAUUUCAGCAUGUUGGGUCAGAGGGGGGGCCAGCUUCACGCUGGUGUGGGCAAGGGCUUUGGGGUAUACUAGAAGGAGAGAUUCUAAAUCUCUUCUUAUAAAGUCUAAGAAUUUCCGUGUGAUUUGUAUAUCAGAUCGGGAAAGAAAAUCUUUUGAGGGGGCUUUCAAAACCAGACGGAGGGUAAAGGUGAUUUCAUUUGCUGUAACUUCCUGAGAUGCCUCGUUGAAUUUUUUUCCCCCUUUCUCCUGUUUUGUAGUGGAAUUAAAAAAACAGAAACAAACUGCUGUGUUUUAAAAAAAAACAACAACUGACUUGUGUAAUUAUUAGAUUGAUUAUUGUAAUUAUUGAAUUGUUACUCAAAGAUCUCUUGUGUGGCAGGUUCUGGGAUCAAUAAAGUUACACUACUAAGUCAA
Messenger RNA from Engraulis encrasicolus (European anchovy), 4473 nucleotides. RefSeq names its product microfibril associated protein 3 like (gene mfap3l). The transcript has 5 exons. Bases 331 to 1722 code for a protein of 463 amino acids. The record is from RefSeq and is a predicted model, not a curated record. NCBI's taxonomy places the organism in Eukaryota, Metazoa, Chordata, Actinopteri, Clupeiformes, Engraulidae.